CAUGCAUGGGAAUAAUGGAGAUAUUGUACUCCGCUUUUGACCUCUUACCUCUCUCUCCUUGUGAUCCUUAGGAAGACAUCUGGUUGACUGCUGACAGCAGCUGAUAUAGCAUCCAGGAGAUGUAUAUAAGGGGGAUGGCCCACGCAACUAGGUAUGGAUCUGUCUGAUCUGAUCUAGUUAGACCAGCUCAUCUCAUCUCAUCUCAUCGUCCUUCUCGUCUUUACACUCACCACUUUCAAUACAAGGUGGUGAUAUCCCAGGCGGAAAGCAAUACCCAUUCUUGUUCAACUAUACGCUCCUGAGGACAGAGCUUCAUGCAAGAUAUCCGUUCCACCCCUCUCUUCUUUGUCCCCUACCAUCCGUACACAACUUGAAAACAGCACAAGCCCAUCAUGUCUUCUUCACUCGCACCUCAGAGACCGGGUAUGCCCGCCCGUCAAAUCUCCGCCAGCAGCUUUGCUGAGGAGUUCAACGUUGCUCGCAACCGGCUGAAGAAGCUGAACUUUGAGCAAGAGCAUGAGCAUGAGAGCCCCAUGGCCUCGCCCGCUCUAUCCUCGAGCGACUCACUCACUUCCGAGGAGCCGUCCUCUCUCGGGAGUGAGGACGGGGGUGACGGGGGUGAUGCCACUCCCGGUACCCCCAUCACUCCCUUCACCCCCAUGGUGGACCCGGACAGCGACAAUGUGGCAGACAACUUUGCCUUUGCCUUUGACAUCGACAGCGUCUUGGUCCGCGGCGGGAAACCUAUCCCGGAAGCUAUCGAGGCUAUGAAGGUCCUUAAUGGCGAGAACGAGUUUGGUAUCAAGGUACCCUACAUCUUCCUCACCAACGGCGGCGGCAAAUCCGAAUCCGAGCGCUGCGCCGACCUCAGCGCGCAACUCGACAUCGACGUCUCCGAAGGCCAAUUCAUCUGCGGCCACACCAGCGCCCAUGCGCGACUUCUCCUCUCGCUACAACCGCGGGACGUCAUCACGCCCGGCGACAUCCUCAAACAUAAGCCAACGCGAGCACCGCUCCCUUCCGCCAGCCAGCUGACAGCCGAAGAACACGCCAACUCGCGCGAUCUUCUUCUCCGCGAUUGGGCUGCCUCGGAUUUGCAAAUCAUCUUGGACAUGGCGCAGUCGCGCGGCGGCAGUGAUGUGCUCUGGUCGGCAUUGCAGCGCACGAACACGUUCAUUUGGGGAUGGGCGCCCUGCGCAAGGUCGUCGAGACGGUGUUUGAGGAAACUACCAACCGGUGGGAAGAAGCUGGUUACGCACGCGUUUGGUAAGCCGCAGGUUGGCACGUUUGAGUUUGCUGAGCGCUUGUUAAGGCAGUGGCGGGCGGAGAAGCAUGGGCUUUUGUCUGGACCUGGAAGGUCGAAGGCAUCUGUGAGGACGGUCUAUUUCGUUGGUGAUACGCCGGAGAGCGAUGUUAGGGGAACGAACGCCAUGGAUGAGAAGAGCGGGAAGGAGGGGACGGAGGGGUAUUCGAUUUUGGUGAAGACGGGGGUCUAUCAGGAGGGGACCGAGCCAAGAUACAGGCCGAGGAAGUUGGUGGGUAAUGUGUUGGAUGCGGUGAAUCAUGGGGUUAGGAGGGAGAUGGCGAGGAUGGAGAGGAUGGGCACGGGGAAGAGGACGACGGGUGGGAGGUUGUUGCCGUUGGAUGAGACUGGGUUGAAGAAGGCAGGGGAGGGGAGGAUGCCGGAGUUUGUGGAGAGAGUUGGGUCUUUUUCUGAGGAGUGAGGAGCGGUAGUGAUGGGGUUUCUUGUUAGGCUUCGUGUCUUGACUUCUUGUGAUGCUUCUGGUGAUGGAGCUGGGAGCACGUUUUGAUACCACUUUAUGUCGUUCUCUUGCACGUUUUGGUCUUGGGCACUGUUAUCUUUCGUCUGUCCCUUCUGGAUUUAUAAUUUGGAGUUUUUGUGGCCUCUCCUUGGUGGGAUUCGGAACAGAUGAGCAAAUCUGCCUCCUUUGCAAUCAACAUCUGCAGCUUGUUUCGAUAUGUUAGCUCGAGGGUGGUCGCUCAACUGGACUGUUAGUAUUUCGGCGCCAGUUUCAGCUUCACACUAACAGCACAGAUAUUACAUCUCGU
This is a messenger RNA of Neurospora tetraspora, 2070 nucleotides long. Its product is annotated as HAD-like domain-containing protein. Gene Ontology annotation, cellular component: mitochondrion. The record is from RefSeq and is a predicted model, not a curated record. The transcript has 5 exons. Bases 393 to 1724 code for a protein of 443 amino acids. Gene Ontology annotation, biological process: glycerophospholipid biosynthetic process. NCBI's taxonomy places the organism in Eukaryota, Fungi, Ascomycota, Sordariomycetes, Sordariales, Sordariaceae.